CAAACAUGGCUCCGAAUGGUGGGCGUGGCUUGAGUCCCCAGCUGCCAGUGCAGGAAGUGACCUUCUCCAGGAGUUACACUCACAGCACACUCACUCACCUACCUGACUGAGUGGGCACUCAGCUGGGCUCCCAUGCAGUGCCACACUCAGUGCACUACACCAUACACAUACAUUAAAUCAUGGUAAGUGAUCAGUCUGCAUGUAAACCAGCAGGGAUAGGGUUAAUGGAUGGGGUGUAUCAUACACAGAUUAUUAAACCAUGUGAUCCAGCAGGGAUAGGGUUAAUGGAUGGUGUUAUCAUACACAGAUUAUUAAACCAUGUGAUCCAGCAGGGAUAGGGUUAAUGGAUGGGGUUAUCAUACACAGAUUAUUAAACCAUGUGAUCCAGCAGGGAAAGGGUUAAUGGAUGGGGGGGGGUAUCAUACACAGAUUAUUAAACCAUGUGAUCCAGCAGGGAAAGGGUUAAUGGAUGGGGGUAUCAUACACAGAUUAUUAAACCAUGUGAUCCAGCAGGGGGUUAAUGGAUGGGGUAUCAUAACAGAUUAUAAACCAUGUGAUCCAGCAGAUGUGAUCCAGCAGGGAUAGGGUUAAUGGAUGGGGGGAUGGCAUCAUACACAGAUUAUUAAGCACAUACAUGUGAUCCAGCAGGGGGUUAUAUGGGUUAUAUGGAUGGGGGGGGGCAUCAUGGCAGAUACAUACACAGAUUAUUAAACCAUGUGAUCCAGCAGGGAAAGGGUUAAUGGAUGGGGGUAUCAUACACAGAUUAUUAAACCAUGUGAUCAGCAGGGAAAGGGUUAAUGGAUGGGGGGGCAUCAUACACAGAUUAUUAAACCAUGUGAUCCAGCAGGGAUAGGGUUAAUGGAUGGGGGUAUCAUACACAGAUUAUUAAACCAUGUGAUCCAGCAGGGAUAGGGUUAAUGGAUGGGGGGUAUCAUACACAGAUUAUUAAACCAUGUGAUCCAGCAGGGAUAGGGUUAAUGGAUGGGGGUAUCAUACACAGAUUAUUAAACCAUGUGAUCCAGCAGGGAUAGGGUUAAUGGAUGGGGGCAUCAUACACAGAUUAAACCAUGUGAUCCAGCAGGAUAGGGUUAAUGGAUGGGGGUAUCAUACACAGAUUAUUAAACCAUGUGAUCCUGCAGGGAUAGGGUUAAUGGAUGGGGGGGUAUCAUACACAGAUUAUUAAACCAUGUGAUCCAGCAGGGAUAGGGUUAAUGGAUGGGGGUAUCAUACACAGAUUAUUAAACCAUGUGAUCCAGCAGGGAAAGGGUUAAUGGAUGGGGGGGUAUCAUACACAGAUUCUUAAACCAUGUGAUCCAGCAGGGAAAGGGUUAAUGGAUGGGGGUAUCAUACACAGAUUAUUAAACCAUGUGAUCCAGCAGGGAAAGGGUUAAUGGAUGGGGGUAUCAUACACAGAUUAUUAAACCAUGUGAUCCAGCAGGGAAAGGGUUAAUGGAUGGGGGUAUCAUACACAGAUUAUUAAACCAUGUGAUCCAGCAAGGAUAGGGUUAAUGGAUGGGGGGUAUCAUACACAGAUUAUUAAACCAUGUGAUCCAGCAAGGAUAGGGUUAAUGGAUGGGGGGUAUCAUACACAGAUUAUUAAACCAUGUGAUCCAGCAGGGAUAGGGUUAAUGGAUGGGGGUAUCAUACACAGAUUAUUAAAUGAUGUGAUCCAGCAGGGAUAGGGUUAAUGGAGGGGGGUAUCAUAAACAGAUUAUUAAACCAUGUGAUCCAGUAGGGGAAGGGUUAAUGGAUGGGGGGGUUAUCAUGCACAGAUUAUUAAACCAUGUGAUCCAGCAGGGAUAGGGUUAAUGGAGGGGGGGGCAUCAUAAACAGAUUAUUAAACCAUGUGAUCCAGCAGGGAUAGGGUUAAUGAAUGGGGGUUAUCAUACACAGAUUAUUAAACCAUGUGAUCCAGCAGGGAUAGGGUUAAUGGAGGGGGUAUCAUACACAGAUUAUUAAACCAUGUGAUCCAGCAGGGAUAGGGUUAAUGGAUGGGGGGGUAUCAUACACAGAUUAUUAAACCAUGUGCUCCAGCAGGGAAAGGGUUAAUGGAUGGGGGGCAUCAUACACAGAUUAUUAAACCAUGUGAUCCAGCAAGGAUGGGGGGGGUAUCAUACACAGAUUAUUAAACCAUGUGAUCCAGCAGGGAUAUGGUUAAUGGAUGGGGGUAUCAUACACAGAUUAACCAUGUGUUCCAGCAGGGAAAGUGUUAAUGGGUGUGCGCAUUCUAACAGUCCAUAUGAAAGCAUUUCUCAGACACAUUACUGGGAGUGUUGUGUUGCUUUCUUAUGGAUGUUCUGCACGCUGGAUGCAAAUUUUGCAUCAAGCGUCGCAGAAGCGCCCCUAGCGGCGGUCAGGAAGACAGCCACUAGAGGCUGGAUUAACCCUGCAAUGUAAACAUAGCAGUUUUUCUGAAACUGCUAUGUUUACAUGUGAAGGGUUAAAACCUUGGGGACCUGGCACCCAGACUACUUCAUUGAGCUGAAGUGGUCUGGGUGACUAUAGUGUCUCUUUAAUAAUGGUUGGACCCUGGACAAGCAUUUGCUUGAGGCCCCCUGGAUCCUGCCUCCCCACUCCCUGGAAUGCAAUCACGCCCUCCACUGCAACGCAAUGGUGGAACUAAAGAGAGAGGUCCCUGGUGCAAGACUUCUUUUGGGGCCCCGCCAUUGCAAGGGUGGCCAAAAGAUAGAUCCCCAUCUGUCAUGCAACUCCAACAAUGCUUUGACAGCUGGGGCUCUACCAUUUCCCCAUGCUUGCAAGGUUGUUUUUAGCACUAAGCAUUGUUUGUGUGUUCAACCCCUUAAGGACCAAACUUCUGGAAUAAAAGGGAAUCAUGACAUGUCACACGUCAUGUGUCCUUAAGGGGUUAAAUUUAAGUAUGUUUUUGUAUGGAGUCUGUGUGAAUGUAGAAUGUGGUGUUGGCGUUUGAAUGCAAGUAUCCAUGUAGUAUUUGUUUUUGAAUGCAGGGAUGUGUUUAUAUUUAAUUUUGGUGUUUAACACCGAGGUGUGUUUGUAUGUAGUGUUAAAAUUUCAAUACAGGGGUGUGUUUAUGUGUAGUGUUGGUGUUUGAAUGCUGAGAUGUAUAAACAUACACUGAUACAAAUGCAGAUAUACAGACACACACUGACAUACAUACACACAGAUACACAACUUGACACUCAUGCAGUUACACAAACACAAGAAUACACACAUUGACACACAUUCAGAUACACACAAUGACAACAUACAGAUACACAUCGUGACUCACAUGCAGAUAUACAGAUACAGUUAGGGGGGCUAGUGAGACAGGGUUAGAAGGGCUUGUGAGACAGGGGUAGGGAGACGGUUUGGGGGGGUUAGAGAGACAGGGUUAGGGAGUUAGAGAGACAGGGUUAGUGUGACAGAGUAAUGGGAAACCACACAAUUAAAAUAUAUUUUGCUUUGCCCCCUCCUGCUUACCUUCUGUCCAGGCAGGGGAGGCAAUAAUUAAUUUCAUAGUGGCCCAGUGUGCUGCUAGUGAACUCCUUGGUGGUCCAGUGUGCUGCUGGGGCUGCCGCGCAGUUCCGGCGCACUGAGAUGUCAGAGCGUAGGUUGGGAACCCAGCGCCUGUGCUGUGACACAGUGCUGCCUCGUUUGCCCCAUGUUAAAGACGGCUCUGCUUGCAUUGGGUGCUCUGUGUGCCCAUGAGGGUGCCUUUAAUGAAUGCUGCUCUGCCAAGGAAUAGCUUUCAUUGGGUGCCUGCACCAAGUACUGUCUGUGCCAAUGAGGGUGCCCUGUAGUGCGUGCUGUCUAUACCAGUUAGGGUGCUCUGCAAAUGGGUGCUGUCUGUACCAGUGAGGGUACUCUGCAAUGGGGUAAAGGUGCCCUGCAAAUGGGUGCUGUCUUACCAGUGAGGGCGCUCUGCAAUGGGUGUGCACCAUAAUAGCUAUGCAAAAAAAAACCCCGCUAUAAUACAUAUGAAACGGUAAAUAAUAAAAUACGCUAAAAUACACUUUUACCAUUGACCGCUAUUUUUAAAUACAUAAAUCAGUUAAUUCUUGUAUGGAUAUUAAUUUAAAUAAAAUGUGUGUAAUUCUGAUACAGUCAAAAUAUUGUCCAGGCUACACUGCUAACCAAAAGUAGUGAUUAGAGGUUUAUUUACUAAGCAUGGAUUUGAGGUGUUUAAUUUCCAAAUAUAAACAUGUCAUGUGUGGGGGCAGCUGCACAGCUUCCAAAUGGUGUGCAUUUCAUGCAUUCUGUAAUAUCUAUUAUUUCGGUUUGGGAACAAGAAACUGUCCACAUCCAUUUCCUGGCAAAUUUACCAGUACACUGAAUAGAGCAGGUAUAUGCCUAUCUCAAGCUGACUGUCCUACAUAUUUUGUGUAACAGUUGUUUUAAGGAUGGUAAUCAGGUAACUUUAAACACAGCAAAAGUACCUUGUCAUGGAAAGUUAUGUUAUAGCUGUAAAGGAGCAGUGUCGGCACCAUAUCCCCCACAUGCCAUUAUACUAGUUAUGGUGCCAUCAGGCUGCAGGUGCCAUCCUCCCAUUAGCAAUUUCAUCUAUAUUCUAACAUUCAUUGGCUGAGCCAGACCCACUUAGCCAAUAAAUGACGCUAAACUCUGGGUUUAAUUUAUAUUGCUGUUGUGAAAGUGAACUUCCAAGACCUGGGCUGCGGGUUCCUCUGGUUAACCAUUCAAACAGAAUGACUAAGAACCUGAUGUAGGGCGUCUGCAGUCUAAUGGCACCAUAACCAUUGACAUGCACUGGUUAUGGUGCCUUGAUUGCUCCUUUAACCCCUUAAGGACCAAACUUCUAGAAUAAAAGGGAAUCAUGACAUGUCACACAUGUCAUGUGUCCUUAAGAGGUUAAAACAAUGCCAGUUUUCUAAACAGGAAUCAGAAAUUAACAAUUGGAUUGUUAGCUCAUCUGCACUUCCUGUAUGGUAUUUUUCUGCAAAGGUUACGUAUUUGCCUUUUUAUCGUGCAUUUAGUGUAUCCUUUUAUUAGAAUGUACUCCUACCCAUAUUGAUUGUCACUCAGCUAAACAGUGGGACAUAAUUCAUUAUGUGUUUAUAUCAUGGAAAAUAAAAAGGGAUGAUCUACUAAUCCCCCAAAAUUACAUUGUUGAUGAUGCCUUUAAUAGAAAGGAAUGUACUAUCUUGGUUUAGAAAUUGCUAUACACGACUCUCACACUGUGAUUUUUCUUACAUUUUCAGGCUGGCACAAUGAUAGUCGCUGGCUUAACCAUAGCAGCUGCUGGAUUUGCAGGUUUGUACAGUAGGACCACCAGAGGGAUUCUUUUUUUAGGUUUUAUUUUUCAGAAUGAUCUGAAUAGAGUAAUGUAAAAAGCUUAGCAAUCUGAGGACUUAAUACUAAAACUGUAUUUGGAAUGUCAGCCUUGCAGUUAUUCUGAGUUGUGAUGGUGCUUAGAAUGACCCUUUAGUCCUCUACAAAACCAUUUUUAUUUUUUUUAUUUUGUUAAAAAGGUUUACCCUCUCUUUCACCUCUUGUAUCUGUCAACAUUAUUUCUACCCGUCUUACUUGUAAUCACUGUUGAAAAUGUUUUGCUAUAUUAUAGCCAAUAGUAAUGAUACUCUGUAACCUUGCCAAUUGUUGUAACCAGUGUUUUGUGUUUUUUUUCUCUGUUAGGACGGUAUGCCUUUCAAGCCAUGAAACACCUAGAACCUCAGGUGAAGCAAGCUCUUCAGACCCUGCCUAAGUCGGUAAGACACUUCCAAAAUCUUCUAAAUAGAGAAAUAAGGGAUGAUCCAUUGAAAUAUUGCUGUUCUUUUGGGCUUUAUUUUAAAUAAUUGUUACAAGAUUGAUAAAUGUUGGUGUGUUUUCUGAAUGUUUACUUCAACAGUCUUUUUGUUGGCAGUUGCAUUUUAUUUAUUAAUAAUCACACUUUUUAUGUCAACAGUGUGUUGUUUUAUUUUUCCUUCUACUUCGCAAGUUCAUUUUUGGAGUAGGAAGUGUUUUCAGUGUAGAAAUUGAUGUGAGUUUCCAUACACAGUGCUUAUUUUUCAUCUGUCAUACUCCCUACACCCUCCACUGAUCUAGUGCUAGAAACGUUUGUGAAUUGCACAGUGAGGCUCACUAAACAUAGACAUGUUUCAGAUAUGAUAACUGGAUUUUCAGGAUUUAGGACAAAAUAUAGAAGGGUUUGGAGGGAAAAAAGAUGCCUAUUUUCCUGGUAUAUAGUGCCAGUACCAGUGGGGGUUUGUAUCCUCCUGAUGGACAAGCCGACUGUAAAUAAAAAAUUUAAAUAGUCCCUCCUACUUCCCCUUUAAAACCCCGGACUUACCCCAGGACUUUCAGUAUUCUUUCAUGUCCCAUUCGGGAUUGGACACGAUGACUGUUCCUUGAGUCUGGUGGGGAGCACAGGUUGCUGUCACAGGAUAUAACACACUUUUGGGAACUAAAAGUCCAUUCACUGAGUGCUCCUUUUAUACCCUAUGUCUUUAAAUUAUAGCCACACCUUCAAAACGUUCGAAUUCAAAAUCAUUGGCAUAAAAAGGGGCAGAGCUAUAGCUGCCGGCGUCUGAACUGCUGGAGACAUGAGAGGGACCAUGGGCAACAAAAGGUAACGUGACACUAGUGAGGCGUCAAGUGUGGAAGAAGGUUUUCCUGCUGAACAUUUGAAAAGGUUCAUUAAAGAGGUAUCGGCAGUGUUAUCUGAGGAUGAAGCUACAAAAAAGAUUAGGGGUUUCCUGAUAUUCCCUGAAGUUAUUAGAAUUUGUACAUUGAGAAUGGAAGAAUCCUGAGAAAAGGUAAUUCAUUUCCAUUUUAAGGAGCUUAUCAGACUUCAAGAAGGUUUAAGUUGGGGAGAGCUACCAUAGGUAGAUACACAAGUGCCGCAACUGUCCAAAAAGACCACACUACCCAUCAGUGAAGUAUCUGGCCUUAAAAAUCCAAUGGACAGAAGAGCGGACACGUCCUGCAGACUAAUCUUCCAAACAGCAGGGUUUCAAAGUAAAGCUGCAAUUGCGGAAGUAUCUGUCAUGAGAGCACAAAAAGUUUGGCUUCAAGAAAUUGAGAGUUGUCUGAUGGAAGGAUCGGAAAAAUAAAUUCCUCACCUUUUACAAAAUAUAAGGUUGGCUAAUGAUUUUAUGCUGGAUUUAUCUGAGGAAGGCCUUAAAUUGUCGGCAUGUUUAAUGGGACUUGUUUCAGUAGCCAGAAGGGCUUUAUGGUUGCGUUUAUGAUCCUCUGAUACAGCAUUAAAGGUUUCUUUAUGUGAACUACCACUAGAAAGUGCAAAAUUGUUUGGUUCCUGCAAGAAAUGAUUAAGCAAAUGUCCGACACGAAAAAGGCUUUACCUCCGGAAAAUAGAUAUAUGCCAAAUUUUGAAAGAUUCCAAUACCAGCCUAGAAGAUCUGGGAAGUUUGAUAGGAAUCAAAUUUUUUUUUUUUUGAAAACCAACAAGAGACAACAAGUUUCAAGACCGAAACCCUAACAAACAAGACAAAAAGAAGAGGUUCUGAUGCCAAAGUAGGUGGACGACUACAACUUUUUACAAGGCAUGGGAAGAAUCGACAUAAACCCAUGGAUUUUGGGGGUCAUAAGAGAGGGCUACAAAAUCAAGGUCUCAGAAACUCUGAAACCUUGUCUUCUCCUGUCAUCUUACCCAUCUCAAAAGAAAAAGGAAGCUCUUUGGUCAGAAGCUAUGGCACUGUUAAAAAAGGGUGUGAUAGAAAGAAUGCCAAGACGUCAGGAACGAAAAUGGGUAUAUUCCAGAUUCUUCUUGGUCCCAAAGCCAGAUCAGUCAGUCAGGCCUAUUCUGGACCUAAAGAAUAUCAGCAAGUAUAUUUCGUACCAUAAAUUCCAGAUGGACACAAUUCACUUUGUCACCCAUUUAUUGAACAAAGGAAAUUUUAUGGCAACUUUAGACCUAAAGGAUGCCUAUCUUGACGUUCCCAUGGCGUUACAAUCAGGACGUAUCUAAGGUUUGCAGUUCACUCCGGUUCCAGUUUCCAUCAUUUCCAAUUCAAGGCCAUUCCCUUCAGGCUCGCAAAAUAUCCUUACGCCAUUAACUGCAAGAUUAAGGGAAAUGGGUGUUUCUUUAAUCCCAUACCUGGACGACUGGCUUAUCAUAGCCGACUCAAGAAGUCAUCUGGAAAGGGAUCUUCAAACAACGAUGUGCAUGCUCAAAAAUCAUGGUUGGAUUAUCAAUUUUAAAAAAUCACAGCUUUUGCCAACCCCAAAAAAUCCAUUUCUGGGUUUCAUCAUAGAUGCCAAUAAGUUUUCUCUUGUGAAAAGACAAAAGAUAGAGGAAGAAAUUGUGUUUCUUUAAGAAGAACAUGUUUACACCAUAAUGCAAGCAAUGAGUGUUCUGGUUACUUUGACAUCCACAAUUCCAGCCGUCAGAUCGGCAAUACGUCCACUUCAAUGGGAAAUCUUAGCUCACUGGACAAAAAGGGACGAAGACCUAGAUGCAAAACUCAGCCUUAUGACAGAAACCCGAGAACAGCUAUUUUGGUGGAAACAGUCAACAUUUCUGUCAAUAAGUUUUCCUUUCCAGCAAAAAGAGUGCGUGAUUAUCACAUGGACGCAUCAAAUCUAGGAUGGGGAGAGCACAUCUACUUUCACAUUUCCAUCACGGGCUGUGGAAUCCAGCAGAAGGAAAACAUUCUUCCAAUUACAAAGAGCUCAAAGCAGUCUGUAUGCUCUAGUAAAAUUCAAACAUUGGAUUCUGAUCAAGGCAGUAAAGAUACAGUAGGACAACAGCACGAUGGUAGCAUAUAUCAACCGUCAAGGAGAUACAAGAAUCAGAGGCCUGCACGUUCUUGUAGGGAGAUUAUGAUGUGGUCACAGAGGCACCUGGAAUCUAUUUAGGCUGUUCACAUAAAAGGCGAGCAAAAUGUGGUAGCAAGCGACCUCAGCAGGAACAAAUGGUCACAAACAAAUUGGUCUCUGCACCCUCAAGAUUUGGUCUUCCGGUAAUAGAUCUAAUGGAAAGGAAAAGGAAAAGUCCUGAAGUUUGCUUCACUGUUCAGACAGGACAACCCUCAUGUUCUGGACAGCAUGUUGAUCCCCAUGCUUUUCAGUCUGGCAUAUAUUUUUCCUCCUAUCCUAUCCCAAUGAUCCCGAGAACUUUACAGAAGAUCAAAGCAGAAGAAGCUCGAGUGAUUGCUGUCUUCCCAUACCAGCCAAAUCGGAGCUGGUUCUCGGCAUUGCGACUUAUGGCACUGGACUAAUGGCAGCUUCCUUUCUCAGAUUACUCUUGGAAAAUGUAGUUCUUCUGGAAAAAACUAUUUGCAUGUUCAGAUUGACAGCCUGGCUUUUGCAAGGUUAAUUCUGAAGAACCAGGGUAUUCCAGAUAACCUGUUUCAUACAAUUCUAAACUCCACCAGAGCUUCUAUGUCUAGUAUCUAUUUGAGGAUUUGGAACAAAUGUCUCCAUUGGUGCGUUCGGCAUAAUUGCUUUCAUUGCCAUCCCUGUGUCAAGACGCCUCUUCAGUUUCUGCAAGAAGGCUUUGAAAACGGUCUCAGUGUCUCUACUUUAAAGGUUCACACUGCGACCCUCAGCCAUUUUUUGCUCCAAGAGCUUGCAACAUGUCUGCUGAUUAGGCAUUUCUUCAAGUCCAUUCUUCUACAAAGACCACCUUGUAAAUUUCAAUUCCCUUCCUGGGAUUUAUCUCUAGUGCUACAGUCUUUAUUUGAAGCUCCAUUUGAACCACUUGAAGGUGUAUCAUUAAGAAUUCUGUCUCUUAAGACUAUUUUCCUGGUAGCAAUUACCUAGGCUAGGAGAAUUGGGGAGAUUGAAGCCCUCUCCUCUUCAUUGGAAUUCACGAUUUUCCAUCAGGACAAGGUUGUACUGCAUACUAAGUCUUCUUUUUUACCGAGAGUUCUUUCAAGAAAAACUCUGAAUAAACAUCUGGUGCUUCCAUCAUUCUGUAGUUCGGGAAGUUAGGAUCAAGAACAGAAGUGGCAUAACCUGGAUGUUCGCAGAGCACUUUUGAUUUACUUAUCCCGUUCAGAAGAUUUUAGUUCCUCCUGUUUAUUAAUUUUCAGGGAAAAUAGAAGGGUAUGGGAGCAUCUAAACCCACUCUGGCAAGGUGGUUAACAAACACCAUCAAGUUGGCUUAUGAAUUGCACAAUGUUCAAUUACCUUCCUCCUUUAGAAUGCACUCAACCAGAGCCAUGUCCACUUCAUGGGAUGAAAAAUCCAACACUUUUCCUGAAGACAUCUGCAAAGCAGCAACUUGGUCCUCUUUUCAUGCCUUCAUCAAGCACUAUUGAUUAGACAUCUUCUCAUCCUCUGAGGCUGCUUUUGGGCGCAAGGUGCUUCAAGCUGUAGUUCGCUGAGACCCACCCUUUGAAUGUUCAAGGGAUCUUGUUAUGGUACUGCCACUAUAUGCCAGGAAAGACAGAAUUUUUACUUACCGUAAAUUGUUUUCCUUAAUAUAGUGGCAGUACGAUUCCCCUCCCUCUUUUGAUAAUACAUUUUAUAUUGAGCAUGAUAUGGCCUAUGGUGUCUUUUCUUUUCAUUUACUGACGGUCCUGGGGUAAGUCCGGGGUGUUUAAAGGCAAAGUAGGAGGGACUAUUUACAUUUUUAUUUACUUAUUUACAGUCGGAUUGUCAAUCAGGAGGAUACAAACCCCCACUGGUACUGCCACUAUAUUAAGAAAAAAAUAAUUUUCGUGAGUAAAAUUUGUUUUUUCCAGGUGCGUUUGUUUAGCUUUUCCAUUCAUCGUAGGUUGAUGUUUAGUGAAUAAACCCAUUUGUCUUAUUCUUUAUUUUAUGUUAUGAGUAAUUAUAUGCCGGAUUAGAGAGUAACAUAUGUUUGUUUUAUUUAUUUUUAAUGCAUUGGAAUGAUUUGUUUUGUUUUUUUAAUUAUGUUUUCCCACCACUAACUGUAUAUUUUAUUUUUGACAAAAGGCUUUUGCUGGUUAUUACAAAGGAGGAUUUGAACCCAAAAUGAACAAAAGGGAAGCGGCAUUGGUCUUAGGAGUUAGGUAAGCCAAAUUUAGAGUAAAUCGUACUUUCUGUUGUAGAAAGGUGCUUAUAUCAUCAAGAAAAUCUAUUUUGUUGGGAUGCCUGUUAUUAACUAAUGGUGACAUAUGCAAACAAAGUAUUGUUGGGAAAACAUUCAGCAACAAAAAAAUGGCCUAUAUUUAUUCAUCUCUGCACCAUUUCUUUCUAUAUCCUGGCUUGCCGUAUAGGUUCAUUUGCAUGAAAUGCCUGUCUGUGCCUUUCUUAGAAGGUAGUUGUGAUUCCAGAUUGAGUUAACUUGUUUUUGUUCUCCAUAAACAUAUUAUAUGCUGGAUUCAUAGAAACAUAGGUAGCACAUCCCAAUCGAGUCUAUUAGCCUUUAGAAAUUCCAUUAUUCUACGUAUCUACCGCUCUUAUGUAAAUAAUCUCAUCCCAGACAUAAGUUGAUUAAAGUAUUGUAUAGAAAAUGCAUUCAAAAUAAUGUAAAACAUUAUUAGCUCAAAGACUGAAAGAUAAACAAGUACAAUCAUGUAUCGCACACCUAAUAAACAAGACAGACCAAAAAUUAUUACUCUCCAAACAGAUCUGCACAGAAUUUGCUAAUUACUAUAGCCAACUCUAUAACCUCAAAGACAAUCCUGACACUAAAUGCCCAACGACCACGGGUCUAAGGGACUACCUAUCUGAAAUCCCCCUACUGACAGUAGGGCCCCUGGCCCAGACGGCUACACUAACACAUACUACAUGACCUUUAAACACCUCUUAGUCCCCCACCUCACCAAGACAUUUAACCAUACAACACAAAAAGGGACCUUCCCCUCAGAAUUCUUAGCUGCAAGAGUAAUUACGCUCCUAAAACCAGGUAAGGCACCCACACACUGUCAGAACUUUCGCCCGAUAUCACUUUUAAACUCUGACACCAAAUUACAUGCCAAAAUCUUUGCUACGUGACUUAAAUCAAUCUUACCAUUGAUAGUCUCAGACCACCAUGUGGGCUUUGUGCAGGGACGACAGGGACUGGACAAUACAAGAAAAGUGGUAGACCUUCUACAAACUGUACACACAGACUAAACGCAAGGUCUGUUAAUUUCACUAGACGCAGAAAAAGCAUUCACUAUAACGAACGGAACGAGACAGGGAUGCACCCUGUCUCCGCUCCUUUAUGUACUAACCCUGGAACCUCUAGCAUAAGCUAUAAGACAUAACCUGAACGUACAUGGCAUACGGAUAGGGGAUAAAGAAUAAAAACUUGACUUAUUCGCUGAUGAUGUCUUACUGACUCUAUCCCAACCAGCCAUUUCCCUUCCAAACCUUCAAAAAGAACUACAAAGAUACAGCUUACAAUCAUACUAUAAGUUAAACAUCACAAAAACCCAAACAAUGGGAAUAGGCAUUGACAAUAGCACCAUAGGGAGACUUACAAAGAUAUUUAAUUUCGACUCCUACCUUCCACCAAACUGAUAGCCAUAUAGGACACAAAUAGACGUGAAGUAUGCUCCUCUACAAAAUGUUCCCCAGUGACCCCGCUGAAAACCAUACAUGUACUCAAUCCCACUUUCAAUUUUAAACAAUGGGCUGAACACAACGUAACCCAUUUACACCAAGUGUCUGACCAAGGCCUCACUAGGAGCUUUCAAGACCUAGAGACUAAGUAUAAGAUCCCACACACGGCCCACUUUUCAUACAUCCAAAUGAGCCACAUGCUCAGAAUCGAGAAGACCCAAAGAGAACAAGCAGACAUCACACCCAGUUUGAAACCAUGUGCCUGUACAUGCUAAAACAGGGGGAAAAAACACUAUUGUUUUGAUACUCCACACUCAUAGCAGAACCUCAAGACCCAGUAUGGUCCUUUCAAAAAGAAUGGAACAAAGAUAUAGGGAGAGAGUUAACACCCCAAACAUGGAAUAAGGCCUUUUCAGCAUUUAGAGGCGCAUCAUCUUGUGCCUCCCACUUAGACAUCUCUAGGAAACUACUGUACAGAUGAUACCUGACUCCAGAUAAAAUAGCUGAAAUGUAUCAAACACCAGAAAAUAAAUGUUGGAGAUGCCAAAAGGUCCCAGGUAACACAUUGCACAUAUGGUGGACAUGCCCACUGCCAGCACCAUACUGGUCAACAGUAGAUGACUUGAUCAAAUUUAGCACUGGAAAAAGGAUCAUACCAACUAUAGAAAGCUAUCUUCUAUUCAUAAUGCCAUCAGGCCUCCCGAAUCCGCAAGCUGGCUUUUCUCGCACUGGUAGCAGCAGUUACGCUACUGGCGAGAAACUGGAGAUCGGCAACGAUACCCUCCAAAUCGGAAUUGAUCCACCUGGUUUCCACCAAUGUAGACUAUGAACAAUUAGCAUCACCUCAUGGGCAAACAGGAUACACACAAAGAGAGGUCACUAAUAUAUGGCAAAAAUACAAAGAGGGCAACCCGCUACAACCACCAAAGUAGUAGAUAGUAUCUGGGUUCAAUUUGGUGCACGGUAGGCAGGAGGUACCAAACAAUGGGCACGAGCACAACAAAAAGGGCAUAUAAAAAGUAAAGGAAGGCACACACGGGCAGAUUGCAAUGAGUGUUUUGUUUCACCUUUGUAAAAAGGUUACACCCAGGGAUAGAAGGGAUGAUCUAGCAGGGUAUGUAUAAAGCACCUCCAAGUUAGGUAGGUCACCCUCACAAGCCGCGCCAACAGACAAAUGACAAGGUUCCCGGCGAUAGCUGGUUAAUACAGAACGAGAGUAGGCAAUAUUAACUGUCAUAAAAGAGGUAAUGUUUGACAGCUGUAUCAGUGAGACCGUAUCCCUUACCCCCUUUCUCUUCUGUACCCCAUUGUAUAUGUUUUAUAUUGGGAAGAACAAUAAAGAUAUAAAUUUAAAAAAGAAAUAGUAUAAAAGACACAUGUUUUGAAAGAGCCACAUAUUGUACUGUUUUUGCAGACAGGCAGACUCUUCCCAAACCAACUGGAGAUUGUCCAGUCAGUCUCAUACUGGUCUGUCGCAACUAAUCUUUUCCCGUACAUCCCGAUCCAGCAGAAAUUUUUGGGAAACACAACUUACCUGCCGCCCACAGUUAUUAUUUUUCCUAUCCACCCAACCAGCUGUAUUUUGUUGUUGGUUUUUCUAUUUAUUUUUAUAUUUUGUAUUGCUAUAUACUGAUACUGCAAGCCACUUUCAGAAAUUUGAGCAAUAAGUACAGUGCAGUAACGCCGGGUGCUCAUGGUGCUUAGCCAGACUAUUUAGCUGUUGGAUUUAUUUUUUUAUAUUAUUUUACGCACAUUCCUGCUAUUGAUCAUGUAAUAUUUAGCUGUCAGAUUGUAUUGACUACUCCAUAGCAGGUAUCUUUUUCCCAUCAGGCCCUUCCUGCUCUUGGGUGUGAUUAAGAAUUGAUUAUUCAGUAAACUGUUUAUCCUCUCUAUUGACUAACAACAUUUUGCCAUAAAAGGGAAGCUGUGUUUUAUUUAUAUACUAAACAUGCAUGCUAAUGAUUUUGACUUGUUUUUGUUUACUUGUUAAUGCUUUCAGUAUCUGGUAAACCUACAUAUUAUUACUUAAAGGGCCACUCCACUGCCUAAACACAAAAUAAAUCACAAUUUAGUAGAUGUUCCCCCAAAUGAAAACUUAUGUGCAUUAAAUUCUGAAUUUUUUAAUUGGGGGGUAUAUCUAAAAACGACUUACAAAAUCUACAUUUCUCUUGUCUGCAGCCUUUACAAGCCCUCCCCUUCUAACCCCGCCCAGACAUUCGGUGGCUGUCCAAUUACAGACUUCCCAAUGCAGCUCAAUGAGAAGUCUUUGCAAGGCAGGUGCUCUGGGCAAUUGCUGCCUCUUGAGUUUAGCUUCACUGAGCUAAACAAACCAGGAAGUAACAGGACUUGAUGUCUGAUUGAAAGCUAAGGGGGUGUAACCAUUUUAAUUUAUAAAAUAGUGGCAAUUUUGAAAAAGAGGACACACUCUUCAUACAUUAAGCUUUUCGACAAGCUAAAGUUUUUUAGGAGUAUGGAGUGUGCCUUUAACAGAACAUAUGUUUUGCAUGCCAUUGGCAAUGAAAGAGUCACAACUCCUGAUAUUCCUUAAAGGGACACUAAAGGCACCCAGACCACUUCAGCUCGUUGAAGUGGUCUGGGUGCAUAUUCCCAGGUCCUUUAACCCUGCAAAGGUAAUAUUUGCAGCUUUUUAAAAACUGCAAUACUUAUCUUUGUAGUGUAUCUCCACCUCUAGUGGCUGUCUUCCACUAUGCAUUAGGACAUCCAGCGUCACUGGAAUCCCCAUAGGAAGGCAUUAAAUAAUGUAUAAUGUCUUUAACCCUUUCUGCCCAGCUAUAUUUCCUGGCACUAUAAUUUCCCUGUAAUAAAACCCCAAUGAAGAUUUAGGUCUCACAUUGCUAGAUGUAAAGAACCAUUUUGUGGAGAUUGGGAGAUGGUGUGCAAGAAUGGGUAAUGGGGAGGAUGAGGCAUCCUAAUUUUGGUGUCUCAAGCUAAGGGAGUGCAGUUUGGGUGCCGUGAAUUCCUCCUGUUUGAAUCAAGUCAACUAAAAGUGUUUUGAUAAAUAACAAGUCACCGUAGGUUCCAUAUCCAGUCGUGUGAUGUAUUCUGCUGGACUCACAGUAAGUAGGGGUGGAAUCUCUGGUAUAUAAAUAGCGUGUAUCCAGGACUACCUAAGGCAACAGGGAUCGUGGCUAUUUUACCAGUAGGCCACAAAUGAAAGAAGAAUUCCCACUCACUCCCCGUGCUUGAUGUAGCACCAGGACUUAGUGAGGGCAGAUGGGAAAUAAUUCCUUGUGCCUCUUAGAAAGAUUUCUGGCUCUCCCAUAUUGAAUGUAAAGUAUAAGCAGUAUGUUCGCAGGCCUUAAUAGCCGUGCCAGUCCAUUACUUCACCUUGUUAUAAAUAUAUUUGGCACACAGACUGACGUGGGUAAAGCAGGAUGUUUAAAAAAAAGGUCUAUGCUUGCUGGUGGAUUCCAAUAGUUCUACCAGGCUGAUUCUCAUCAGUUGUUGGUAAUGUUAAGCAAGUAAGGGAUGUUAAUCCUUUUUUUUUCAUGGCAUUGGACGGAUAUGAUAAAAGAUACGAUUGUCUGGGGAGGGAGGAACGGCUAUAAAGAAAAUAAAGGGUAAUAAAGCAUCCAAGGGAAGAUGGCUAAAAUUGGACAGGGGGAUGAGGUCUCACUAUUAGAAGCCAUGUCAAGGGCCCAAUAAAACACAUGAAGCAGCCAUGACCCCAAUUAGAAGAGCCAGAUUUGCUGUUUCUCCGACUCAUGAUUUUGUGAGUUCAAAACAAUCUAAUAAUAGAGCGCUAUAUUUGGACGAGAGUGUGAAUAAGAUGGAUUCGAUUAAAACACAUUUAAAUUACUGCACGCUAACGGCAAAGUCAAACAUUGGGCUGUGAUACAAUAUUUUAAUAAUUCCUUUUCAGGGAAGUUAAAAUUAUUGUAAGCUAAAUUAUAUAAACAGUAAAAGUGCAAUCAAUUACAUUAACCUCUUCUCUCCCAACAUUUAUUCAUGUAAACAGAUACAUUUAGGCCAUGGUCCUCCACUUAAUCCCCUUUUCUCCAUAGCUGAUUUUCACCUUGCAGAGGAACUGCCAGAUCUCCAUUCUUAUCGAAAAAGACUGUAAAUUUCAUCCCAUUCCUCUCCCACCCUCUACAAGCUUUGUAGGUCAAACUUCACAGCUCCAUUCUAACAGUCCUCAGGGAGCACCACAUUGAUUCCUCCAAGUUUUCAGCCUGUAAUAGGUGGACUUUCUGUUCAGAUAAAAAGGUUAUUUUUACAUUCUGGUGGCAUUAUUCUGAGAAUAAUUAUGUGAAAUAAAAAGGCCACUUCCUCAAGCUUUAUUCCGAUUACACAUCACAAAAUUACUACUUCACACAUUGUUCUAAUCUUAAAUUGAUACAGUUUUUAUUUUGAUUAAUUCAUUUGGUCUUUACCUAAAUCUCAAGUAGAUAAAUUUUUAUAUGUUUAGAUGGUGUCUCUUGCCUUUCAUUAUGAAUGCAAUGUUUUGAAAUAUUGCCAUCAAAACAUUUAUUGCAGUAGUAGAAGGAAAGAAAUGAUUAUGCAGCUUUUUUUGUUUUUAAAGUAUUUAAUGCAAUUGGUGGUUAUUCCAGCCUUUUGUCCGAUGAACAUACUAUACAUUGCAUCUUUACUACAAACGAUCAGUGCUGUUAUGUGUUACCAUUUACAUAGCACCUACAUUCCUCAGCACUGUGUAAAGGACAGCUGAAACAUACAAUAAUGACAAGACAAGCUUGGUCUACAAGAAUAAGAGGUGAUGAUCGACCUGGUCAUAAAUGGUAAAGAAUCUGUGUCUUGUGAAGGAGUUGGCAAUUUUUACAUCUUUCAUUGUACUCAAAGUGAGCUGUCUGGCAGCACAGAAAGGCUAAUUCGGGCCGGUAUGUUGUGUCUGGAAUAUUAUCUGAUCCAUGUUUAUUUUCCCUUUUUCUCCAUCUUUCUGUCCACGCAGCCCGACAGCCAAUAAGACGAAGAUUAGAGAAGCUCAUAGAAGGAUUAUGUUGUUAAACCAUCCAGAUAAAGGUAAAUGUUUCUACCAGCAUCUCUCUCUUGUAAUAUACCCUGGGUCUAUUUUAACAUAUAAAAAAAUAAUUGUGAAAUAAAUCUCCAUUAUAUGUUCUGGUGUGUAUAUAAAAAGGGUAUGGGACUUUACUGUUUUGUAAUGCGUUGCUGCAUGUUUGAGAAACCAGGUAAUGCCAGCUGCGCAUAUAGAAACAAUAACAAAAAUCAAACGAUUUGAAAUGUGUUUGUUUUUUGAUAGACUGUUUGGUUUAUCAGCCAAUCAGAAGACCCCAAGAAGUGAAAUUCUGGUCGGUCAGUCAUCAUCAGUAAAUGCACACAUGGGAAUAAACUCUGUCUCUUUCUUUCUCCCCAGUAAAUGAUAUUAAAGCACAUUCUUUGUCAAAUAAUACAAUGGAAAUAAAUUUUAAAAAAAUUAAAUAAACUUCUCUCCUCUACACUUCCUUGUUCUGUGUAACUCCGGUAGUGCCAUACACAUGCACAGAACUGAUGGAGUUAAUUUACAUUUUAUGUAUAGACAAGCAAGCCAUAGAAGAUAAAAAAGUUUGUGCAUUGAUCCACUUUAAUGGGCACUGUCCAAGAUAAUGCAACAUUGCAUCAACGCACUCGUCAUGCUCACACUUGUAUAUCCAUGCUGUGGAAUCUGCUUUCAGAAGUCGGUAUUUUCCUUAAUCUGAUUUUCUUACAAUAACCAUAAUGCAGGCCAACCAGUGCAGCAACUUGUGAAUUCCUACUGAGAUCAGGUUAGAAAGUGCCAGGCUGUUUUGCAGUCCUCAGUACCAGCAAAGGGAUUAUCAGGCGACCGGAUGAGAGCUGUAUUUUCAGAAUGCAGUGUUUUCCUGUCGAAUAGCGGCAGUACAACUGGCUAUUUGCUCUAUACUGGACCGUUAACUGAAAAGGAAAUAACAAAUUACUUAUUCCCCACCUAUUCAUAAUAGAUGAUGAUGGAUAAAAUACAUAAGUCAUUCUUGCCUGUUGGACUGAUUGGUAACUGGAAGAAUGAUGCAGCUGGUUGGGGCAGACAUGAGUUUCUGACAGACCGCUGUACAGACCAUGUCGCCUCCUACUCCCUAGAAAUUUUAGAAGCCAGUCUCCCCUCCUUUUUCUUGGGAACACACCUCACAAAGAUGGAACCUCCCUACCUCACAGGAAGAGAAAAUGGCCAAACCUGGGCUUCUUUCAUUGUGAUGAUCCUAGCAUUGCCAAUGAUAUAUCCAAUAAACAAUGCAUUUGUAAUCUUACUACAUAGACCUGUUUCUUUAUUACGAUUACAGCCUUGUAUAAUGAGACACACAUACUGACGCCUUUCAUCUCUGCAGGUGGAUCCCCAUACUUGGCAGCCAAGAUUAAUGAAGCCAAAGACUUACUGGAAGCUCAGUCAAGAAAAUAAAGUUAUUGAUCAUCAUUACCUCAAACUAAUACUGGUUUAAAGGAAUGGGAGGGACAAUAAAACAAUGUGAAAUCACUAUCCCUUGUGCUCCAGCAUUUUAUUUUAUCUUUGGCUCAGGAACACAGAAUAAUCACUGUGUAAGGUGACAGCUGCUACGUCUUGUUAUAGAACACACUCACGUCUCCACAAUCAAUCACCCGUUUCAGUUAAAUCAAUAUAAGGAUUCCGUACAAGACAAGGCUAUUUAUUUCAUUUUUAGUACGUUAAAACUGACCUGUUAUUGACAAGGUCUGUUUCCGGUAAGUAUUAUAAGGUAACCUACACAUUGUGCUAAAGGAAAGACAACCAGAUUUAUUGAUUCCUUGAUACAGUUGUUUGAAGAUGCCGUCCUCGUCUGGACUCUGAGAUGCAAACUCGCCCCCCAUUCCUCCUCCAAUGAGCCUUAUUCUGGGAUUGAUCAUCAAGCUUUGUUUAAUGUGCACGUUAAUACAGGCAUCAUACUGGCCGUAUCCCUCGUAUUUCACAUAGAGGUAAAGCUGUGUUAUAUAAAAUGUGUAUAUAUAUUAAGUUUGAAUUUUUCUUAUUCACUAAAGGGAAUUUCAAGUUUACUCUGAAUUUGAAAGUUACUUUAGAUUUUCAUUUUAAUAAAUAACCCUGAUAUUGUUGCCAAUAAAGAAAUUCUGUAUCUUUUUAAAAUUCAAAUAAAAAUAA
Messenger RNA from Pelobates cultripes (western spadefoot toad), 19489 nucleotides. The record is from the annotation of a GenBank genome assembly. Lineage: Eukaryota; Metazoa; Chordata; Amphibia; Anura; Pelobatidae.